AUGAAGUAUCAGGCUGGAUAUUCAGAUGCCACACCGUACGAUCAUUCCAAAGCACAAGCAUCUGUUCAAAAUGCAGAAUGUAUUUCUCUGCAUGCUGGUUCAACAAGUGCAGUGAAUGCGAACGGGGAGACGAAGCGACAGCGGACGUCGUACACGCGGUACCAGACCCUGGAGCUGGAGAAGGAGUUCCACUUCAACAGGUACCUGACGCGGCGCCGGCGGAUAGAGAUCGCGCACGCGCUCUGCCUCACCGAGCGCCAGAUCAAAAUCUGGUUCCAGAACCGCCGCAUGAAGUGGAAGAAGGAGCACAAGAUGGCGCAGAUGAACGCCCUGCACCACACCCACCACAUGCCGCCGCACCUGACCGAGCUCACGGCGGCCGGCGAGGUCAAGUGA
Messenger RNA from Notodromas monacha, 396 nucleotides. The record is from the annotation of a GenBank genome assembly. NCBI's taxonomy places the organism in Eukaryota, Metazoa, Arthropoda, Ostracoda, Podocopida, Cyprididae.